Messenger RNA from Olea europaea var. sylvestris, 2156 nucleotides. RefSeq names its product protein NUCLEAR FUSION DEFECTIVE 4-like. The transcript is spliced from 3 exons. Gene Ontology annotation, molecular function: transmembrane transporter activity. Lineage: Eukaryota; Viridiplantae; Streptophyta; Magnoliopsida; Lamiales; Oleaceae. The record is from RefSeq and is a predicted model, not a curated record. The coding region runs from base 16 to 1920 and encodes 634 amino acids. Gene Ontology annotation, cellular component: membrane. Gene Ontology annotation, biological process: transmembrane transport.
GGGAAAGGGCGAGAAAUGCAAUCCGCUAUUGCCACCACUAAGUGCUCCUUAAAUCCGUGGGAGACAGACAACCAAAUCCACGACAAAAAUAUAUAUUUACCUUGGACCCUUCACCACCAGCUAUCAAAUUCCCCUUCUACUGAAUCUAGAUCCCUCUUAUCUACGCUUUUUCUUUAUCCAAAUUUUCAUUUUUUGACGCUCAGAAAAAAUAAAAAAAUGGUGGAAUUGAAAGGGGGAACUAGGCCGCCAUGGGUGGGACUUGGAGCUGCAGUUUGGGUGCAAGUAGCAGCUGGAAAUGGCUACAAUUUUCCGCUGUAUUCUCAUUCAUUAAAAUCGGUUCUGGGAGUCAACCAGCAGCAACUUACUAUACUUGGAGUGGCAAAUGAUAUAGGUGAAAACAUGGGGAUCCUCCCUGGUUUGGCCUGCAACAAGUUCCCACCUUGGGUGAUUCUGUUGAUCGGUUCUUUUUGUUGUUUUUUGGGUUAUGGAGUCCUCUGGCUUACACUCAGCCGUACUGUUCUCUCCUUGCCUUAUUGGCUGUUGUGGAUUGCUUUAUGCAUUGCAACAAAUAGCACUGCUUGGUUCGGAACAGCAGUGCUCGUGACUAAUAUGAGAAACUUCCCACUUAGUCGGGGAACAGUUUCUGGCAUUAUCAAAGGAUAUGCAGGUCUUGGUGCUGCUGUUUAUACUGAAAUUUACAGCGUAAUGCUUCAUGAUUCUUCGACUAAACUAUUAUUGUUCUUGGCAAUCGGUAUUCCUGCUAUAUGCCUUUUGAUGAUGUAUUUUGUUCGGCCUUGCACUCCAGCUUCUGGGGAUGAUUCUUCGGAAAAAGGCCAUUUUCUCUUCAUCCAAGCUUCUAGUAUUGUGCUUGGCAUAUAUGUGCUUAUUACUACCAUUUUGGAUGAUGUGCUCACUUUAAGCGCUCCUGUUUCCUAUACUUUUCUCGUUGUUAUGGUUCUCCUCCUCAUGGCUCCACUUGCUAUUCCCAUAAAGAUGACUUUCUACCCUUCCAACCACAGUAAAUCUGCCAAACUCGGCCAAGAGGUCGGACCAGCAAAUUCUUCAGAUCAGGAAAAUAGCAAUAAGGAUAACACGGAACCUCUUUUGACGCCAUCUUCAUCUGCAGCUAACCUUGGAAGUUUUCACGAAAAUGACUACAUGACUGAUGUGGAGAUGCUUCUUGCUGUAGGAGAAGGUGCUAUAAGGAGGAAAAAGAGGAAACCUAGAAGAGGGGACGAUUUCAACAUCACUGAAGCUUUGGUCAAAGCUGACUUCUGGCUUCUUUUCUUGAUCUCCUUUGUUGGGAUUGGCACUGGCAUUACUGUUCUGAAUAACCUGGCACAGAUAGGAAUAGCUCAAGACAUGAAUGAUACAAAGUUCCUGUUAGCUCUCUUCAGCUUCUGUAGUUUUAUCGGCCGCCUUGGUGGAGGUGUGGCUUCUGAAUAUUUCGUCAGAUCAAAAGCAAUCCCCAGGACAGUUUGGAUUGUAGUUGCACAAGUAACAAUGGUAGUGACAUACCUUCUCUUUGCUUCAGCUCUUGAUGGUACUCUUUAUGCUGCAACGUUGUUGCUUGGAAUCUGCUAUGGCAUUCACGGUUCUGUCAUUACCCCUGCAGUCUCUGAGCUUUUUGGCCUUAAACACUUUGGUAUUAUUUCGAAUCUCAUGGGACUGGGUAAUCCAAUUGGUGCCUAUCUAUUCUCGGGUUUACUUGCUGGACAUCUAUAUGAUAAAGAGGCAGCGAACCAACAUUCUUCUACUUGCUUGGGUCCGGAUUGCUUUAGGCUCACCUUUCUGAUUUUGGCCGGUGUCUGCUGUGUUGGCUCUGCACUUAGCAUUGUUUUGACAUGGCGGAUAAAACCCGUUUAUCAAAUGCUGUAUGCUGGAGGAUCCUUCAGGUUACCUCAAAGUUCAAACCACUAAUGGACCAAAAUGAAUGGGGAUAGGGACUAUCAGCUGUGUAUUGGUGCCUGUGCAGGCCUUGAUGAUGCUACCCAUAUAUUUCGUAGCACCACCACCAGAGUUUAGUUUUCUAGCCGAGGUUCUUAUGCUUCAGGUUCAGGAUCAUAACGAGCAUUUUAAGCAUUUGAGCAUGUCUGAUAUGCACUAUUGGGAAUAUCCCACUAUAAUGAAUAAAUCCUGACCACUUUUAUCUUUAA